Molecule: messenger RNA, 6217 nt
Organism: Pseudophryne corroboree (corroboree frog)
Lineage: Eukaryota; Metazoa; Chordata; Amphibia; Anura; Myobatrachidae
Gene: PDGFA
Product: platelet derived growth factor subunit A
Exons: 7
Coding region: 634-1290 (218 amino acids)
Biological process (GO): positive regulation of phosphatidylinositol 3-kinase/protein kinase B signal transduction; positive regulation of protein autophosphorylation; positive regulation of ERK1 and ERK2 cascade
Cellular component (GO): membrane
Molecular function (GO): platelet-derived growth factor receptor binding; growth factor activity
Source: RefSeq, a predicted model, not a curated record
CCAGAUUAUUUCACUCUCCCAACAGCAGAGAGAGAGAGAGGGAGCUGCGCGCAGCUGACACCCACAGGAGUUACCCGUGUACCCGGCUGCUUCUUCGCCCAGGGAUUUAAACAAUUUCCCAUCCCGGAGGAGCUGCAGAGCCGCCUGCGCCCCAUCCAUCGCACCGGGAGCCCUGAGAAGAGUGCAGUGUUUGGAAACUUAGCACAGACGUGCUCGCUGCCUUUGUGCAUUCCCCCCUUAAUGUUGCAUGAUUGGGAAGGGAGGGGGUGCUGAGGAGCCCCGGGCAGACAGGUGAUGGGCGUUUCAGCGGAGAUCUAGAGCUGCUGCCUCUUUGGGUUUUGUAAUGUUGGCGUGAUCAGAGCACAGACAUGCAGACCCUGCACCCCAUUGCCUCCUAGAGACCACCCUCUGCAAGGAGAAGGAAAGGAAGGGGAGAGAGAGGGGAGCAGGUUGGUGCUGGAGAUCCCACCCCAACCCCCCUAAAAAAACGUCCAGAAGAUCCAACACAUUUGGUGGGGUGUUGAUCCCCCUCUAAGGGAUGGUAGUGACUCCCCCAGACACAGGAGCGGGUCUGCGGCUCCUACAGCAAGACGUUGCAUUGUCAUUCAGUUAUAAGUGCAGCAGCAGGACGCAAUGACGAGCUGGGCUUGGAUUUUGCUUCUAGGCGUCUGCUACCUGUCUCCUUCAUCCUGCGAGGAAGCAGAGAUCCCUCAGGAAUUGAUCGAGAGACUGGCACACAGUGAAAUUCACAGCAUCAGUGACUUACAGCGCCUCCUGGAGAUUGAUUCCGUAGGAGCGGAUGAGUUUUCUGGAGGAAACUUAAAAACACAGACGCACACCUUCCAUCACAAUCGCCAUGUACAGGAGAAGAGAUCUGUGCCUAUUCGCAGGAAGCGAAGCAUCGAAGAAGCUGUCCCUGCGGUUUGCAAAACAAGGACUGUUAUUUACGAGAUACCUCGUAGCCAAAUUGACCCAACAUCUGCAAACUUUCUGAUAUGGCCGCCUUGUGUGGAGGUGAAACGAUGCACAGGCUGCUGUAAUACCAGCAGUGUUAAAUGCCAACCAUCAAGGAUACACCACCGGAGUGUCAAGGUGGCAAAAGUAGAAUAUGUAAGGAAAAAACCCAAAUUAAAAGAAGUACUGGUGAGAUUAGAGGAGCACCUGGAAUGCACUUGUGCAGCAAAUUCUAAUUCAGAUUAUCGAGAAGAGGAAACUGGAAGGCCUAGGGAAACAGGUAAAAAACGGAAGCGAAAAAAAUCUAAAGCCUACCUAAUACCCAGCUGGAAAUAAUUUUCCUCGGCAGAUGUAAGGUGAAAAUAAGCUACAAGGAAUCAUCUGGGACUUGGAUGUACACACUUUGUUACAUUCCUGAAUCUUCUACGUAUGGUGCUUUUAUAGACUGUUGUUUUAUUUUAUUUUUAUUUUUUGUUUUUGUUUUUUUAGUUUUUUGUUCUCUUGUGCGGAAAGACAGGAUUAAAGAAAAACAAAAAAAUAAGGAAAAAAGGUUCAAAGGACACUGAGAACAAAGGAACAAUAUACAUUUGUUUAAUGUGACAUCAAAGCAAGUAUUGUAGCACUCUUACAGAGAAGAGACGCUUACCCCUGUCAGAUAACUGUGGCAACAAAACAAGAUGGCGGGUUGGAUGAAAGAAGGAUAUGUUUAAAAAAAAGAUGACAAACAAAGUACUGUGAACAUGGAAAGUGAAUAGAGACCUCAUAUCAAAGCAGUGAUGCUUUAUGUCAAGUGAUGUGCCUGCUAAUGUUGAUGAAGAUAGAUGGUCAUUGACGGACCACUGGCACAAAAUAAAAAGGCCAGGAAUGUAUCAAAUGAACAAGUGUCUACGCAGAAGCUUUCGAUAAAAUAAAUCCUUGUUUCAUGAUGUUUAAAGUCUUCACAAAAAACCUGGGAAGCCUUAAGAGGACUUUUAUUUUUGUUUAUUUUACUCCAUAGAGUAAUUAUUACACCAUGGGGGUUAUUUAAUUAUGGCGGCACAGUCCUAGCAUUAGGAACUUGCCUGCCCUAAUAUUGGUCAGUUGAAAUUCUGAUCACUCUUUGUGUCAUUUUGCAGCAGUGACCUUCAUAGUGUUGAAUUGUGUGUGUGUCCGUGUGCCUGUGUGUGUGUGUGUGUGUGUGUGUGUGUGUGUGUGUGUGUGUAUAAUUGUUCUUGCUUGACAGAAAUAAAUAAAAUAAAAAUAAUAAAGUUCAGUUUAUCAAACUAGCAGGAUCUGGAUAUGUUUUCUUAUAUCUGAAAACCCUACAAAUAAUCUGUCUAAAAGAAACAAAUAAUAAAUUAUAAACAUAGUGGAGGCAGACAUUUUGUGGGAUGAACUAAUGUUUUUGAAAAAAUGCAACCUAUCAAUUCACUAAGGACUUCGGAGAUUCCUGAGGCCAAUAUUCAUGAUUCCUGACAAUUACAAAUUAACCACUGGUACAUAGAGAUUAAAUAGACAGCAUUCUGAUGAAUAUUGGUUCAGGCCAAAACAUGGCCAUCUCCACCUGGUGAAGGCAUCAGAUGCUGUUUAGAAUGUAGUACAUUUCUUGUCAAACCAAUUUUAUCUAUGGGCUCUGUGUGUCCAAUAAAAAGUAUUCCUUCAGUAUUUAUAUUUCAUUUGUUCAGGUUUUCUUUUGAUUUUAAAAAAUGGCUAAAAAAAUGCUGCAAAUUUGGCUAUCUUUUUUCUUUGUUUCCUUUCAUACAUACAUUACCUCUUUCCAAGAAUGAAAACAAUGGCAAAACAGGUAAUUGGUGUAUUAUAUAUUAAAGAGGACCUGAUAACUGCAAGUUUUUACUGAAUGCUGUUAUAAGAAGCUGAUUGUUGUAUCUUGCGUUCCAGUAGAAAGCCAUUUUUAAGAAAGUUCACCCCUCUAUUUAAAAUAAGCAACUCCCAGGCACAGAUGGAUUAAGACCUCACAGGGCCCUUGGCACCAUAGCACCAUACUGGUGUAGCCACCCACCAUCAAAAAACCCACAAAAUGUUUUAAAGUAAUCUGGGCUCCUCAUAGCCUGCUGCACCUAGGUAGGAGCCUAGGUUGCUUAGUGGAUGCUCCAGCUCUGCCAAAAGCAGCUGUUGGGCUACAAAGCAUUUAAUGGUAUAUUAAAUUACCCUGCAGAGCGAUUGCUCAAGAGAUUUUGUAAUGGCAAGCCUACUUUGUCAUUCAACACAUUUGCAAGAGUUAAAAACCAACUACAGUUAAAAUGCAUGUAUAAAAUGCAUGUAUUAAUAUAGUUAUGCCCUUAGUAAUAACUUUUUUGCUUUGGUACCUAAAGUAAGCAAAAAAAAAAAAAAGUUAAAAAAGCAGUAUCUGUGAAAGUAUGGAGAGAGAAUGUGUGUGUAUGGAAUUAUUUUGUUUUUUGUGAAUGUGUGUGUGUUGGUAUUCUGUUAAUGUCCAUCCGACUCUCUUUUGAUGUGGCUUUGUUUUAUUGAAAGGUGAGUAACUGCUGAGAACACAUAUACCUAACAUUUAUGAGUUUAUAGUAUUUCCUCAAGCAGGAUGCAAGCUAAUGAACUGUAUCCAAAUAAAGAAGAAAUAAAGGUAUAUCUAGUGCAUAUUUCAAACCUUGUUCCCAUUGUGUCUGCAUAAUUUAAAUUCUAAAUAAAAUAUUGUAUAUUAAUAAAUCAUGGGAUAUCUGUGCAACGUCAGAUUUUGUGCCAGUUGCCUAAUAAUGCUAAUAUUUUAUUUUAUUUUUCUAUUUUUUUGCAAUUUAUUUUAUCAUACACAACAUUUUCACAUUUGUCAAAGUGUGAAAUGGACAUUUUAUUCUUGUAUGUGCAUUGUACAGUGUCACGCUAGCAAGAGAAAUAUUUGCUACGUGUAUUUGAACAAAUCCUAAAUUCUUUAUUUUUGGUAAAAAAACAAACAAAAAAACAAAUGUAUGCUUAUGUGUAUUCAACAGAAAUGUGUUCUUUUUUUGUAAAGUUGAAGUUUGUAUUUUUAUCUAAAAUUAACAUUUUUAUAUGAGUACGAAAAGCCUACUAUGUUUUCUUGAACCAAAAAAGAAAAUUGCAUUGUGUGGUCAUAUUUUUGUAGCACCAUAUUCAUACAAAUAUUUAGCUAUAUCUGUUGCAUAUGUGUUUCUAGCACUUGAUUGGUGAUAUUCUAUGUUAUACUGCUGCUGUAAAGUUAACAGAUAUCUAAUGAGAAUUCCAAAUAGGUCAAUAUAGUGUUUGCAGGGAGAAGGUGGUUGCCUAGUUAUCCUGCCUUCUAUUUCAACAUACUUGUCUUAAAUGUCAUAUUUUCAGCAUUCAUUUUCACUUAUGUAUAAACGUUUUCACCCUACUUGUAGAUUGACCUUGGUAGCUAGACGUUAAGAGAUGUGUGCACAGUUUCUUUUGCCCCAAAAAUCACAUUCCUCUACUGAUAAAGAUAAGUUGUCCUAACAUCCUACCUAGCUCUGUUGUAAUGAAUAGGAAAAGGAAUGUUGGCUGAAGUCUGUAGAACACAAGUAUAUAGCUUAAAAACUUCUUUAAUAUAUUCUCACCUUCUCACUCACACCUCCCUGAAGCAGCGGAAAAAUUGAAUGAUUAACUAAUUCUAUAAUUUGGGGGAUAUGCAUCAAAACUCACGCUGAGGUAUGUUUAAUUGAUUUAUUUGGUCCAGUGGUCAGGUUGCCAUGCCAAAAAUAUAUUUCUAUACAAAUACAUGUCCCUGCAAUAUACUUUGAUGUAUUGACUCAAUAUCCCAUUAAGGCAGUGCGGUUUUAUUUAAAUCAAUGCGCCAAUUCUACCCAGAUCCAUUUGUCAUAUUGCAUGUGCAGUCUCGAAGUAAGUUCCUACAGUGUGGUUAAGCUGUCCUUUGUUGUACAGACUAAUCAGUCUUAAACUAGUACUCAAUAAAUUAGUCAUACUCUGUUAUUUUCUGUGCAUGUUGAUGAUAAAGUUUUCAUUUACAACGGGAAGACAUUUUUAAGCCUUUAAAAAGCUGCAACUUUAUUUAGAGUUCAAGGCAUUUCACAUUUUUAAGUUCCAAUGAAAGAAACCUUUUGCUUUUGUGGCAUUUUCCAGGUUCAUUUUAUGGCUGUAUAGCACAGAACGUUAUUUACAUCAGAAAACAGUGGUACUAAUUCAGAUGCGGUUGCAAAGCGGCUGUUUCACACAAAUGGAUCAAUGUUUUCUUACUGCAUAUGCGUCUGGGCCGCAGUGCGCAUGUGCAGUGAGUGAAUUACGGUUGCAUCCGCAACGAUGGAUUUGUCGCAAAGUGAGUGACAGGAGGACAGCAUUUGGGGGUGGUAACGUGGGAGUGGUCAGGUAAACACAGGCGUAUCAUGGCUGUUCAGACAGCAAAUUCUGGGCGUUUAUAAAUUAGCAGCUGCGAUCUUACUUGCUACUGGGAGAGCCUUCUGCAUCCCAGGAGAGCAGCUCAGCCUGCGUGUCCUCAGAGGCACUCAGACUCUGCGAUGUGACCCGAUCGGCGACGAUGGUACCAAUAUAUCAGCAAUUGUAUGCCGUCGGACCCUACUAUGCUCAGGUUAGCUUUAGCCCAUAUUGGCAUACAGUCGCGAUUGUGUACAUGAAACAUCAAAUAACAACCACAUCUGAAUUAGGCCCAGUGUGUAAUACAGGAGCAAAACUUGCAUUAGGGGAAACCAAAGAAAUUGCUGCUACAUCUUUGAAGCUGAGAGCCUACAAUAUGUAGUUUAACAUUUUUAUUCUGUAACAUCAAUUUAUUACAUGGGGGAGGAAUAUAUUUUGGAAUCAGUAGGAACAUAAGUUUUUUUUUAAUACAUUCCCAUAAAGUAUUGCCAUGUUUUAGGUUUUUCUAAUAGAAAAUGCUGCCAUGAUCAUAUUUCUUUGUGUUUUUAUCAUUUCAAUUAUAUCAGAUUGCACCUUGUAAUCCUUUAUUCACCAAGAUGCAUUCAGCACCAAAACUGGAAAAAACAUGUAUUAAAUUGUGUUUGCUCCUUUGCAAUUAAGUGUACAAUUCAUAAUGUAAUGCACAUGAAUGUCUGUGUCUGCGUAAACAGAAAAAAAUGAAACCCUGUAUAAAAGUGUAAUUUAUAUAUUUAUGUUUUGGUGGGAUGCCAAUAAUAAUGCUCAUUUUGUUUUAUUGCCUAAAAAUAUCUAAUGAAACAAAGGCUUUGUAUAUCCAUUAAAAAUGAUGUAGAUGGAAUGUAUGGUUGUAGCAUUUUGGACACCUUAUGCGAUAGUCCUAUCUGAAUAAUGUGCAUUCUAUGAUAUUGCACAGGUUUUAAACAGCGAAAAUAAAAUAUCCUAUAAGUGA